CAACAUAAGCACCUUUUCACAUCCCGAGGCGCUCACAGAAAAUCUCUAUCCUCUUGCGCGAGGACCGAAAUACACACAACUCAUCCCCAGCGCCAACACAACACACACACACACCACCAUCACCAUGUCGAGGUCCUUCUACGUCGACUCUUUGAUCAUCAAGGAUACCGUGCGCCCCGCACCGGUGGAGCAUCCGGUGCGAGACUUCCUCAUCCCCGUCAGCAUGCAUUCCACGAGCAUGCUGGGUGUCAGCGCGCCCGUCUGCCCGUCUAGGAAGAGUGGGACCUUCUGCGUGUGUCCCAUGUGCGUCACGUCCCACAUCCACUCAUCACGCAGCAGCAUCCCCGGUCUUAAAAGUCAGUUUCCCGGCGCGGAGGCACAGUACUGCCACAGGAUUGGCCACCAUCCGUCCUCCGCUCUUACGCACCCGGGACAGACACCUGUCUGCACUCCCACCUACAGCGUCACAGAUCCCCGGAGGUACCACUGCCUCUCCAUAGCCGCGUCCGAGAGCAGCCACAUCCAGAACGGCAAGAGGAUGCGCACGGCGUUCACGAGCACGCAGCUUCUGGAGCUGGAGCGCGAGUUUUCUACCAACAUGUAUCUCUCGAGACUGCGCAGAAUCGAGAUCGCCACCUAUUUGAGCUUGUCGGAGAAGCAGGUGAAGAUCUGGUUCCAGAACCGCAGGGUGAAGCACAAGAAGGAAGGCAAGGGCACCCAGAGGGGUGUCCACGGGGGCUGCAAGUGCGCCAGCAGCACCACCCACACAGACUACCCGAGGUCGGAGGACGAGGGGUCCCUGUCCCCGGCCUCCACCUCGGAGGAGAAGGAGGAGGUGUCCCCGAUCUGAUAGCCGGGAUAGAUUCAAUCUUGGCAGCACUUAGUGACUAUUCCCCCCGUGUAUCCUCCUUGGAGCGUUAUAAAGAAAAAAAAACUCUGCGUCCACCCCAUCUCCGCGCCUCAUGAACUUGCUGCGUUAAGUAAAAUAAAGAGUACAACUAUUUGUAGUUGUACGAGUUGUGUACACGUUUCCCGUGGCCCUACUGUACACCAGUGCACUGUUUAUCCGUUUGAAAUGUAUCACGUGUGUAUAUUAAAUACCCAAGAUGAAGUACCUGCCUGCCUGCCUGCCCACCUGCCGUGUUUUAAACCUUGACUGGAGACACACCUGAGCUGUAUCGCGAGAUCUGCCCGAGCAUCCCACUGGCAAAUGUGAGAUAAUAACGGAAUCCCACGCGCGUCAUCAGUGAGGUUGUGUGGUGCAAUGCAACCCGUGGUAAUAGAAUAGCCCUUUUGUGAAUUUGUAAAAUAUGUAUAUUUAUUUAAAUAAAAACUUGUGUGCUCAUACCUUUA
Molecule: messenger RNA, 1353 nt
Organism: Gadus macrocephalus (Pacific cod)
Lineage: Eukaryota; Metazoa; Chordata; Actinopteri; Gadiformes; Gadidae
Gene: gsx2
Product: GS homeobox 2
Exons: 2
Coding region: 125-850 (241 amino acids)
Biological process (GO): regulation of DNA-templated transcription
Cellular component (GO): nucleus
Molecular function (GO): DNA-binding transcription factor activity, RNA polymerase II-specific; sequence-specific double-stranded DNA binding
Source: RefSeq, a predicted model, not a curated record